This is a messenger RNA of Candidula unifasciata, 431 nucleotides long. The record is from the annotation of a GenBank genome assembly. NCBI's taxonomy places the organism in Eukaryota, Metazoa, Mollusca, Gastropoda, Stylommatophora, Geomitridae.
AUGGAUAGUGGACUAGUGGCUUCUCCCACCUACCAGAACUUAGCGUUCCACCGAAGACCUCCACCACCGCCGCCACGAUCUCCUAGCCCAGACGAAACACCACCAGCCCUUCCCCCGCGGAAGUACAGAGAAACCCAGCAGUCAACAGUUGUUGAGAAAUCUGGUAAGAAUUGCAUUCAGACCACAUCCGAGAAGCCAUCGAUGGCGCCAAGCCUGCCUGGUGACAAAAGCAGUGGCAGCGAUGUUCCAGCGAGCAGGCCCAUGAAAGAAGAUAAUCCGGUGGACAGAAGCAAAAGAGAUUUCAAAAGUUUGAUGACACAGUGGGAAAACAAUUCGCCAAGGGAGGACAUGUACACAGCAGAGUUGCGAAAACAAGCCAAGAAACUCUCAGGGAACCAACCACAGCAACAACAGCAACAACAACAACAGCU